AUGCAAUCAUCGAAUGAAAUAACGAGCCCCUUCCUUUUGCUUCAAAAUGUGGUGCAGCAAACAGAGGAUGGACAUAUAUCGCUUGAUGAACAAAUAAAGACUGGGCAGUCUAAUACUACUACUGUGCAUACUUCAGAUGUGGCAAAAACAAAUGUGAAGUUUGUAGCCAAGAGUACGGAGAAUGAGGAUGAUGUUCACAAAAACGUACAGUCUGUUUCUCCAAAGCCCUCUGUCGAGGACGUGGUAGCCUUUGGAGGAAUACCGUGUCCUGCUGCGAACGAGGUGCGGAUCAGCAAGCGAAUUGGUGCCCAAUCGGAUGCGGAUUUGACACAGAUGGAGCGUGCAAUGAAGAAGACUCAAUUGCGUAACUCUGUCAACUCAGACCGUGCACUUGUAGUUGGUGACAGUAUUGCUGCAGUGCUUGAUGCCUGA
Lolium perenne is the source of this 432-nucleotide messenger RNA. NCBI's taxonomy places the organism in Eukaryota, Viridiplantae, Streptophyta, Magnoliopsida, Poales, Poaceae. The record is from RefSeq and is a predicted model, not a curated record.